AUGUCCGUGAAAGAAGGUGAAGUACAAGGCAUGGCUUUCGAUGACAGUGGGCGUGCUAAUUUGACCAGUAUUCAGGGUCAAUUUAACAAGCUGAUCGUCAAGGCUUAUCUUUAUGUGACUGGCAAUCCCAAGGGGGGGAAUAAGAGAGUGAAAUUUGUUCCCCAGGCGGUGCUCAGCGUGGACACCGCGUUUUCUGCUGCGGAGAGCUGGGGUCUCCCACCAAAAAGGACGUUGAAAGAGCGGCUGAAAUUAGUGGGAAGAUUGGUAUGGGGGACGUAUGAACUGGACGGAGAUAUAUUUGGGCAGCUGCCAUUAGGACCCCCACGAGGAGCGAGAAAGGGGGCUAGGGGUAUUUAG
This is a messenger RNA of Paracoccidioides brasiliensis Pb18, 357 nucleotides long. RefSeq lists its product as uncharacterized. The record is from RefSeq and is a predicted model, not a curated record. The coding region runs from base 1 to 357 and encodes 118 amino acids. The transcript is spliced from 3 exons.